AUGGGAACAAUGCAAGAUUGCCUCCUGUACCUAGCAUUGGACUUAAAUAGUCACGAUUACAAUCUUUUAAAUAAAUGGGUAACUAACCGGAUGGGAAAUUUCCAAUUCCCGAAAAUAAAUUUUACAGAUUUGAAAGGGGAGUAUGGACAAUGUACUGGUAGUAGUAGUAGCAGUAAUACAAAUACAAAUACUAUCGCUAUUGCUACUGCUACUGCUACUCCAACUGCUAGUGCUAAUGCUGCUGCUGCCGCUGUCGCUGUCGCUGUCGUUACUACUGCUACUGCUGUUGCAGUAAAAGUGGCAGCCAUUUUGAGGACAGCUCUUGCAUACAAAAUGCCUGCAACAUCCACAGCAACAACUUGUGAUUUAUGA
Cercopithifilaria johnstoni is the source of this 372-nucleotide messenger RNA. Lineage: Eukaryota; Metazoa; Nematoda; Chromadorea; Rhabditida; Onchocercidae. The record is from the annotation of a GenBank genome assembly.